AAAUGCUUUGAUCCUCAAGUAAAUUGCCUCCGCAUGUCAAGUUUUUAAUAUUUGCAUGUCGAUAUUGCAUGUUUUGCAGCUGGCAUAUUUUUAAUCCUUCUCGUUUGCCGUAGUGAGCAGGUAGCGGAACGGCGGGGGAGGAGCGGUUUGCUUGACGUGGACGUUCAUUUCCGUAAAGCGAUGAUGGAGCAGUAGCAGCGUGCCAAAUCUAAGCGAUCCCCGCAUUAACCUUAAAUCGAGACGGGAUUUGGCCGUCAAUCCCUCGGUCGCGUUUGGGUUCACGGAAGUCACACUCGGACUGAUCCCAUUCUGCUCCCGCCCCGCCCCACCCAUCGCCUCCUCCUCCCCCCAGCUCAGCAACAAUCAUGAUAAAAGCCAUUUUAAUAUUCAAUAACCACGGCAAGCCGAGGCUGUCCAAAUUCUACGAACAUUAUACUGAAGACACCGAGCAACAAAUUAUCAGAGAAACCUUCCACCUGGUCUCCAAACGAGAUGAGAAUGUCUGCAAUUUUCUGGAAGGUGGAAUGUUGAUCGGGGGAUCCGACUACAAGCUGAUCUACAGACACUAUGCCACGUUGUACUUUGUGUUCUGCGUGGACUCAUCAGAAAGUGAACUAGGAAUUUUAGACCUAAUACAGGUAUUUGUGGAAACGUUGGACAAAUGCUUUGAGAAUGUCUGCGAACUUGACCUCAUUUUCCAUGUAGACAAGGUCCAUAACAUUCUGGCAGAGAUGGUGAUGGGCGGGAUGGUGCUAGAGACCAACAUGAACGAGAUAAUCACUCAGGUGGACGCCCAGAACAAGAUGGAGAAGUCCGAGACGUUUAUCUUUCAGUCUACCAGGCAGGACAGGUAGACACAGGUACUGCUAAAAAUCUACAACCAAGUACUGUAACCCUAACUGAAGUUUACUCUCCCCUUUCCCACCUCCUCUUUCUCCUCUUCCUUUCCGCGUCUUUCCAUACGGAAGCCACGCCAUAAAAAGAUGUCAAAUAACUUCACUAACAUGCACCAGGAAUCUUUCAGGACAGACCCAAAAAUGUCACUGGCUGAAACAAAUUGAAAUGUCUGCUUCGAAGCUUCUCACUCAUCACUUUUCUACAUGGACUCACACACCACUCAAUGUCGAAAUGCUUUAAGUUGACGCUCGGAGUGAGUCUCUAGGAAAGCAAAUGUAAAACAUAAAAGUUUGGAAUCAUUUCCGACUUGAAAAUGAAUAUAUAGCACGGUGCAGAACUAAUUCAUGUACAAUAACAUGUUUACAAUUGCCAACGCUAGUUAUCUACGUUAGGUAAUUAAAUGUAGCCUACCACUGAUUCUUAAAAUUAAUUGUAAGGCCCCCACCCCCACAAGUGGUCAAGAACGGACGGAUGGAUGGAUAGACAGACAGACAGACAGACAGACAGACAGACAGACAGACAGACAGACAGACAGACAGACAGACAGACAGACAGACAGACAGACAGACAGACAGACAGACAGACAGACAGACAGACAGACAGACAGACAGACAGACAGACAGACAGACAGACAGACAGACAGACAGACAGACAGACAGACAGACAGACAGACAGACAGACAGACAGACAGACAGACAGAUAGAUAGAUAGAUAGAUAGAUAGAUAGAUAGAUAGAUAGAUAGAUAGAUAGAUGCGCUGAAAAGUUCUAAGGACAUCUUGGUCCAGUUUUUGUAUCUUGUAUGUAAUAUGGUGACUCAAACAUCCAUUCCUACAUGAGCAGCUACGAUUGACUUGUUAACGGGUUAGCACGUUAACAGCUAGCCGCAAACCUCAACUCACAACAGUCAACUCCACAUUUAUAUUCAUUGACUCUCACAUCAUGUCAAAACAUUCCAAAUCAAUAUUAAGUUUUUCUACAAUUCCGUCCUCUGUUCUGAAGGAUUUACGCAGUUGGUACCAUGACCCUCAAACAUUGUUAACUGGGCCUGUGUGCCAAGCGCUUGCAUGACCAUGGGAAAGUCACUUGAGUGGAGGAAUGUACGUACAUUCCUAACAUGUCCCAUCCUGAGCAAUGAAUGUACGGCUUUGUUCACUAGUGACCGGUCACUUUUGGGUCCGUCUUGCAUAAAAGAUUCACACGAGGGGGAUCUCUAACCACAGUAAUUCUCAAAUUUGGAUGAUAAUGACAAAGUAAUUGUUCCGUAGAUAAAACCUCUAAAUCAGUGAUUCCCAACCACUGUGCCAAGCACAUAGAACAAAUGAUUACAAAGACAGUUUUUGGCUUUGCUUAACAUUUUAAGUUCAAUACAUUUCAUCUUUUGCUGUUUGUUUUUAAACAGUUACAUUUAAGUAUAUUUUCUAAAUGUAACUCAAUGUGGAAAUACAUCAAUUAAAUGGACAAACACAAAAAUGAAAUACAAAUAAUUUAUGUCGAGUUUCUACUGUGUACUUUGUCGUGCGGUGGGGGGGGGGGGGUGGGGGCCACGAACCAUUACACUACAUAAAAACGUUAACCUGCCCAUCCGUUGCUAUUCGUAGAUGCAAAUACUCAUGUAAAAUAUGUGCCUUGGCGCAAAGUCUGAGAAACACUGGCCUAAAUUGUUCCAGUUGAGACUCACUGUAUUAGAGUGACUUUCCUCCUCCGUCCGCAGAGCAGAUCUUCCAGCGUAGAUGAGUGUAAGCUUUAACCUCCCCCCCCCCCCCCCAUUGUCAUCAGUUAUCAACCUGUUCAAGACAGUACUGCAUCCGCAAAAACAAUGCAGUUAACUAACAUAUAAGGGCUGUAUAACAUCCAAUGUAGUACUGUUUUAUGGUUUCCUCCCGCUCUUUUUCAUUCUAAACAUACUGUACCUUUUCAGUCUUCAUUUCCAAAUCCAUAUCCCAAUUCUCUCUUUGGGCCCCUCAAGAGUCCGGUGGGUUCACUCUGAGCAAUGCUUGACCAACGGCCCACACCAGUUCAUCCAAAAUAGUGAAUGACCUCACAAUGGAUUCGGAAUUGGCCCUGGUUGUGACGUAUCAACGUAGCACCGCAUACUGCAUGUGCAUCUGACGCUAUGACGGCAUCUGAAUGUACAUAACGCACAUGUGUGUGUCAUGGUAGUCGUCGGUGCUUUGGCAUCGUGUCAACAGUCUUGUCGAGUAACGUGUAGUGGUUACGUUUGUCCCUCGUCUCUACCGUUUAAUGUGACUGUUUGAUGAAGCGCUGGAAUUUUAAUGUUGUGUCGUUGCACGUGUGUGUGUGUGUGUGUGUGU
Molecule: messenger RNA, 3210 nt
Organism: Syngnathus typhle (broad-nosed pipefish)
Lineage: Eukaryota; Metazoa; Chordata; Actinopteri; Syngnathiformes; Syngnathidae
Gene: ap3s1
Product: adaptor related protein complex 3 subunit sigma 1
Exons: 6
Coding region: 366-854 (162 amino acids)
Biological process (GO): Golgi to vacuole transport; intracellular protein transport
Cellular component (GO): intracellular membrane-bounded organelle; AP-3 adaptor complex; membrane coat
Source: RefSeq, a predicted model, not a curated record